GUACUCAAAGACUUGCUUGAGAUCCUCAGCUGCAAUAUGGCGUCAGCGGAAUCCACUCUAUCCAUAUGGACAGUGGCUGAUCUGAGGGGGCGCCUUCAGGAAACCAGCCAUGCGUAGGUACGUUUGAGUCUCAGCUGGCGAUGGUGAGUGAGGUCCCCUCUGACCGGGUACAGCACUGGCAGGUGAGAUUCGAAUGUCUCGAGGGGAACUGAACAGAUAACUGCCGAUACACCUAGCUUCAGCCCUCAUCUUCGUCCGCAUCACAUCCGCGAUGACUUCGUCCACUGCAGUCUGCUUCGGCGAGCUGGCCUCUUCGAACUCCUCUAUGUCGCCGCCGUCUGCGUCGGCGCCCUCUGAGGUAGUCGACGGGACAAUCUGUCCUUCACUGCUGCAGAUCGUUGCUCCACAGCCUAGGCGCCCAGUCACAUUCUCUGUAGAGAAUCUCGCAGACGAUGCUUGCCACGAGGCCAAUGGACGUCCCCGCUCAGCCGAUGCCGGACCGCGCCCAGAGUUGGACGCUGUGCCGUCCUCCGCUGGUCUCUCCAGUCCUCGCCAGUUAGACAGGAUCCGUUCCGACUUCACGCCUACUCUGGGUAGCGAAGCACAGAGCGUCGUGGACCGAAUCAAGCGCCUUGUACCACCUCCGCUUCCGUCUAGAUCUUCAAUUACGUCGCUCGUAAGGCCCGGGAGGCGCAUAGAGAAAGGAAAGCGCACACCACAGGCAUGCGAGAGAUGCAGGAUUAGGAAAACUAAGUGCAAUGGGGCCCGACCGAGCUGCGAAAGGUGCACCAAACGGGGGGCUAAUUGCGAUUAUGUGUUGGAUCACAAGGCCGUAAGGUUCCAGCUCAGGAAGUUGCAGAAGGAAGGCCUUCUACCGGAGACGAUCAAUAUCUCUCGGAGGACAAAAAGCCACGGAGCAGUGCCUGUGCCGAUGACAAGACCUAUGCGGAUGACGCGGUCUAGAUCAAGGCUUGCGUGAGUAUAAUGGAGUGUUAUGGCCCUUCAAUGUCGAAUCACUUAUGUCACAAUGCGUAUGCAGACUCAAUGGCCAGCUCGCCCCGGAGAUGUACGCCGAUGGGCCUUCGUCAGCUCCUGGUGGCACGUUCACUCAAAGCAUGGACCGGAACGUGAGAUCGGCACCUACGCUCGGAACUGUGCCUACCGGCUACUAUGUCUCUCAAUCGGCUGCCCAGUCGCAACUGAGCUGCAUGC
Molecule: messenger RNA, 1212 nt
Organism: Rhodofomes roseus
Lineage: Eukaryota; Fungi; Basidiomycota; Agaricomycetes; Polyporales; Fomitopsidaceae
Exons: 2
Coding region: 272-979 (235 amino acids)
Biological process (GO): regulation of DNA-templated transcription
Molecular function (GO): DNA-binding transcription factor activity, RNA polymerase II-specific; zinc ion binding
Source: RefSeq, a predicted model, not a curated record